Trichomonas vaginalis G3 is the source of this 995-nucleotide messenger RNA. RefSeq lists its product as uncharacterized. The annotation marks the transcript as partial. NCBI's taxonomy places the organism in Eukaryota, Parabasalia, Trichomonadida, Trichomonadidae. The record is from RefSeq and is a predicted model, not a curated record. The transcript has a single exon.
AUGAACAAAAACGGAACAGCUAAAAUGAAUGAUAAUCAAAUAAGAGCCGAAGGUAGAAGGUUAUUUAAACGCUUCUAUAACAUUCCUGAUGGUGUUAAUCCUAAAACUCGUAGAAGCUAUUUAAAUGAAGCCAUAGAUGCAUAUGAAGGAUUUGACAUUUCAUCAGAAAGUGAGAGGUUAGCAAGAAUGUUAAACAUUAAUAUUGAUUUCUAUUAUUGUGACCCUCAACCAGAAGACGUAGACAUUAACAAGGUUGACUUUCCAUUAGUGGAAACAAUAAUGAUAGAUCCAGAAUUUGAAACAGUAAAUAUUUUAUUAACACAGAGUCCAUGUGGAAAACUUCACGCUGACAGAAUAACAGACGUUGAAGCACUCACCGGCUAUAGAGUUUGCCCCUUUUGCAAAGAAGAAGUAUAUUCUAUCCGUGAUGAUCCAGAAAGGAAAAACCAAAGAAGAUUUUUAAAACAUUGUGAGAAAUGUAAAGAAAAUAAUGGAAGAUUAAUUCAAGACGUUCAAUUGCAAAACACACAACAACCAUAUACACCACAUAUCACGAAACAGAAGAUAUAUCAAUGGCUAUUAGCACAUAAUUUGCAGGAAUAUUAUAAACCAACAAGAUAUUAUAUUACUUUUGACUUCGAAACAUUAGAGACUAAAGAAGAACUUCAACUUUCUGAGUGUGCAACUUUAAACGCUUACUUAAAACCAUUUAUGGUAUCAUCAACUGUUAAAAUAAACGAUAAAACAUUUACGAGGAAUUUUUGCUUAACAUCAAGUGAUUCUUUUAUUUCCGACUGGAUUGAGUUUUUAUUUUCAACCUGUUCAUUAGUUGCUAAAUCAAAUAUUGAACAAUAUGAAGAAUUAUUGAAGCCGCAAACGGACCAAACGGCGGGGACUUUGUCUCAUACAUUAAAUGAAAAACAGAAGGAAGCAUUUAAAGAGCUUUUAGAUGAAGAAUUUAAUAAAGUGAAUAUCAUUGGUUUUAAUUCAGGAAA